Thlaspi arvense is the source of this 2946-nucleotide messenger RNA. NCBI's taxonomy places the organism in Eukaryota, Viridiplantae, Streptophyta, Magnoliopsida, Brassicales, Brassicaceae. The record is from the annotation of a GenBank genome assembly.
AACAUUUCUUGCCGGAGCUCCGUCACUCCUUCUCUUCUUAAACCACCAAAACCCUCUUUUUUGCUGAGCUUUUAGGAAAGUAUCUCGGAAAUGGCCAUCGGGCGUCUGCUUUCGCCCAAAUCAACUCCGCAUUUCAACAGCAAAGGUUUCAUACCUGUAACGAGGAGGUUGUUUUCUUCUUCCCUGGAGGAUGGCCGGAAAUUUCAGAGUUUGCCGGAUUCUAACGCUUCCGCUAACAAAGAUGUUUGUGAAAAGCGAAUGCAUUGGUACUCUUUGGGAGGCUUACUGACUAAUCUAAAGCAAAAGAUUACGGGGAACAUGCUCUUAUUCAACAAAACUCCACCUCAAGACUCGGUUUCGCUGAAACCACCCAUGGUUUCCUCAGUAGAUGUGACUGUUACUAAGGUGGUCAGCUUGCAGAAUGUUUCACAAAACAAAAACUCUAUCCCUCCGAGUGUAAAGGAAGAAUCUUUAGCCUCUGAAAUGGGAUCUCAAGACGCAUCUCAGAGUGUAAAGGAGGAAUCUUUAGUCUCUGAAAUGGGAUCUCAAGACGUAUCUCAAAGUGAUUCUGGUAAGAGAGAAAGUGCAUCUGUAAAUAAAGAGAGUUUAGAUAGAAAUAGUAGCAUAGACGGUUUGAAGGUCGAACAGGAGACUGUGUUGAGGUUGAUACAAGCUGAAAGAGUGGAUCUCCCUGAGGAACAAAGUUAUAAAGAUGUCUCUGUAGGUUUGUUGAGUGAAGAAGCAUGGAAAAGUCAGGGGAAGUUGCAGCCUGAGAAAGAGCAAUCCGAUCAAAAGAAACCACCUCAGAAUACACUCUCGAACAUGUUUGUAAACCAGGAUCCAGAUAAGGAGGUUAAGCUUCGUCCGAGAUUUGAGGCAUUGAGUAACAGUAACUCCAGUUUGUCUACAGGAGAAUCCUGUAGUGAUGCGGGUGAUCAACACGGCCUAAUCGGUAAGAUUUCGUCUGAUCCUGUCCAGAGAAUGGAAAAUGAUAAACACAGUGAUAUAUUUCGUGCGAAGGAGGAAGAAGAAUCCAAGAAGGGAACUUCAGUGAUGCAAAACCAGUCAUUGUGCAGUCAGGCCACCUUAGAUGCUGCUGCUGCUGCUACCACUGCGAAUCCAGAGUUAACAGAAAAGAGUUCGGUCGCAAUAUCUAUUGGAGAGCAAUCUCCUAACAAAGUAUUGCUAAGGUUUUUACAUGGAAGAUUCGAUAAGCAACUCAUUGUUGAAAUUUUUUCCAAGUUUGGAGCCAUUUUGGAUGUACAAAAAAUUCCCUCUUUCGAGGGGUGCAUUUACACAGAUGCUCUCUUGACUUUUGAGACUAACUCGGCAGCCGAGAAGGCUCUCAAGAAAGGUGUCGUGAUGGUGAGCCAUUACAGUGCGAUUAUUGAGGCAGUAUCUCAGCAAGACAUGGUAGAAAAAAUAUGCAUCCCGGAUCUAAUCGGAGAUCAAGAUGUGCCUGUUGCGUUGGUGAAGGAACCAACAAGAACAGUCAAGAUUCAUCCGCUGAGGGGCGAUAUAAGUUCAAAUGAGAUCAAAGAAGCGCUAAGGUUCUGUGGGAGCGACAUAUCUAAGUUCAUCAUGGGUUCAUCAAAGACAGCUGCUUUCUUGGAGUUUGAGACGGAAGAAGGCAAAGAGAGAGCACUUGCAGAGCACUCAAUUAGCGUAUUGAACAGACAAUUGUUCAUCUCUAGGAUUGAUAUACCGAGGACAACCGUUGCAAGGAUUUCAAACAUAAACUCAGCGUGGGGUGGCAUACGGAAACUGUGUGUAACUUACGGACAGAUCAACCAGGUGAUUCCGAGAGGAAACGGUAUUGCAGAUGUGCGUUUCGAUGUCUCUGAGUGGCCAAACAUGCUCACCAUUCUCAACGGAUUGAAUGGUAAGGAGAUAGAUGGUAAGAAGUUGGUGGUUCGACCAGCAACAACAGUCAUACCUCAUGAGAUUCUCAAGGCUUUGUGGGAAGACCCUCAAGGCAAAAGAUAUGUGAAAGGUUUGUUUCAAAAGCUGGUGAGAGAGAUUGAACAGCCUUUAGAUGCAACCAGUAGACAUACGCAUGUUCCAAAUAAAGGGGUCAUCUUCUGGUUAUCCGUUGACUUACAACUUCUACAUCCAAUAAUCAUCAGCCACGUAUGCAGCUGCAAGUUGAACAUGACCUCACCGAUGAAGGGUCUAUUGAAAGGGUUGAGGUACAUUGCUCGUAUCUUCGAGGAUGAGAAAGAACCAGAGAUGCAAAUUGGAAAACCUACCGAUGUCAAACACGUUGCUCAUAUAGGAUGGGAAGGGCCUUCUGCUACGACCCCAAGCUGGAUGCAUGAGUAUAAGUCUCCAAUGGGUGAGGCAAAAGGAAGUUCCAACAAGAAACCUGCGAGUUCCGGGGAGAGGCAAAGGAACAAAGGGAGGCGUAAAGCAUCCACAGGGACAAACAACUCGCCUGCAGAGUCUCCAACAAGGGCAGGAGGAUCAACAAGGCCAUCAAGACGCGGCACGGGUAAACAAAGAGAGCAGAGCAACGGUUCAGGAUCAGAAACAGGCUCAGCGUUAGAUUUACCACAGCAGAAUGAUGGACCGAAACAAUCGAGGCAGAGAAAGUCAAAAGCGUCGACAACAGGAGGAGGAGCAGGCGGUGAACCUGCUCCUCCUAAUUCUGUUGGACCUGGAAAGUCGAAGGAGACUGAUAUAUCGGUGCGUGCUGUUUAUCCAUGUGUGGGUGGUCUUGGGAGUUCUACAGGGAGAUGAGAGAUGAGAAGAAAGAGAGUUUGUUUUCUUCAAGUUUAGACUAGAGUGGGUGGUUUUGCUUUUCUUCUCAUAAUCUACACACUUUUGUCUUUUUCUCUCCCUUCUGUUGGAGAUGUCUUUGCAUAAACAAGACCAAUGUAUUUUUUUUUUAUUAAGCGAUUUGGGUCGAGAUGAGAGAACCCUUUGAUGAUUAUGGUGAAUAAGGGA